UUAUCGAAACGAAAUUCUCAUUUCUAAAAGUUUAUUCGAUUCAUUCGUGUAAAAUUAUCAUCGAAAACCAAAACAAAACAAUGUUUAGUCGUCGUGAUUAUCAAGUUGGUGAAAUAAUAUCUGUCAGUUUACCAUUUGUACAUGUUCUCAAUAAAGAAUUUAAAGGUAAAAAUUGUGAUUACUGUUUCGUUGAAUGCAAAAACGAUGAUUUGGAAAAAUGUAGCGAUUGUGAAAAAAUGUAUUAUUGUGGCAAAGAUUGUCAACAAAAAGAUUGGAUUCAGCAUAAAUUGGAAUGUAAAUUCUAUAAAGAAAAUUUCAAUCAAAUGGAUGAUAUAUAUUUUCGAUUUGUAUUGCGAUUGUAUCUGUACUUGAAAGAUAAUCCUGAACGUCUUCACGAACGGUUUAAAUUAUUAAGCGAUGAAAAUUCAUCCGUAUCUUUUAGGUGUAUCUAUUUGCAGCAAUUCCUAUUCAAAGAUGAAACAGCUAUUUCUUUUGAAUCAUUUUACAAACAAUUUCAAUUGCUGAAAAAAGAAUGGGAUCAGGGAAAACUAGCAUCAGAUUAUGCUAUAUGCAAUGAAUAUGGUUUGCAUAUUUUCAAUUAUAAAAUGCAACGUUUAGGUAUUGGCCUUUAUAUUGCCGAAUCACAAUUGAAACAUUACUGUUUAUCAAACACUAAAAUAUUGUACAAUGGUACUCAACUUGUAAUGCGUGCAACUAAACCGAUCAAAACUGGUGAACAAAUUACCGUCAAAAAUAGAGCAUAUCCACCGAUAACAAUACCGGAAGAUUCGAAUAAAAUAUCUAUAAUGAAUUUUAAUUUCUCACAUAUGUGUAUAUGUCUAAGUUGUGCAUCGCAAAAUGAUAUUCAUUUAAUGUUGAUAUUUCUGGGAUUAUGCCGUGAAAUGCCUUUUGCAUAUCAUUCUUACGAAUGGCGCGAAAUGUAUAUAAUUCACAAAAAAAUAACAUCAAUUUUGAACGAGGUCUAUAGUGAAUGUGAUUUGCCACAAAUUUUACAAAAAAUUAUUAUGUUGGAAACUUAUGUAAUGCUUCAUGAUGAUGAUGAAAAAUCAUCCGUUGCAGAACUGGCAAAACGACUUGAAAUCGAACUUCCGUCUGUCUACAAUGAAAUAUUUGCAAAUACCUAUUUUAAUCGUGAAGAAGAACCAUAUGUUACCAUUGUGAAAGCAUUGGCAAAUGUUGAAUUUAAUGUUAAAAAUUGAAAAAUUUACUCUCAUCAUAUCUAUG
Dermatophagoides pteronyssinus (European house dust mite) is the source of this 1245-nucleotide messenger RNA. RefSeq names its product histone-lysine N-methyltransferase SMYD3-like. NCBI's taxonomy places the organism in Eukaryota, Metazoa, Arthropoda, Arachnida, Sarcoptiformes, Pyroglyphidae. The record is from RefSeq and is a predicted model, not a curated record. Gene Ontology annotation, cellular component: nucleus.